AUUUUUUCUGAUAUGGCAAAACAUCAAAAGACGGCACCCGUAAAUAACGUCAUGUAAACAAAAUGAUUUUACGGCGACUAUCGAGGAUUUUGUUAAGAAUUCUUGGAUGUUUUAUCGUAGUUGUAAUUUACAAUGAAUUCAUAAAUUAUUACGUAACAUUAGCGCAGUGUAAUUGGCCCAGCACAGUACGAGCGGAUCAUGUAAAGGCGAUAAUAGUCGCAGACAUUCAUAUGCUGGGACCAUUUAGAGGACAUUGGGCUGAUAAGCUACGUAGAGAAUGGCAAAUGCAUCGAGCGUAUCAAACUAGCAUCACAUUAUUUCGUCCGGAUGUUGUUUUCAUUUUGGGUGACCUAUUCGAUGAAGGACAAUGGGUUGAUGGCAAACAAUUUCAAGAAUACGUACAAAGGUACCGGCGUUUGUUUUACACAGAUCCACAAAGGACUCGAGUGUUUGGCGCAUUAGGAAAUCAUGACAUUGGAUUCCACUACGUCACUUCGCCUCGACUGAUUAAUCGUUUCGAAAAUGUUUUCAACAACACCGACGAUACAGUGUUGGUCACGGUGAAAGGGGUUCAUUUCGUCCUAAUCAAUUCAGUGCGAAUGGAAGGCGAUGGUUGUCACCUAUGCCAGGAAGCGGUGAAGAAAGUCGAAAACAUUUCGUCAACGCUAAAAUGUGCACAAGGUCUAACCAAAUGUAAAAACAAAGAUGCGAUCGGAGCAUACAGUCGACCGGUGCUUUUACAACAUUUUCCGACAUACCGUCCCACCGAUUCAAAUUGUUUGGACAGCGAUAGCGAAGAAUUUGAAGCAUACCGGGAACGAUGGGAAGUGUUGUCGAUCGAGUCGACUAAAUGGUUAGGGAAAAUGUUGAAUCCAAGAGUUGCGUUCAGUGGUCAUUCGCAUAACUAUUGUCGCGUGAAAAAUCUGCUAGACAUCGAAGAGUACACCAUUUCGUCGUACAGUUGGCGUAAUAAAAACAAUCCGAAAUUUUUACUGGCACUUUUCACGCCGAAUGACUACCACGUCGCUGUUUGUGGUAUGCCACAGGAAUCUACAGUUUUUGCGAUUUAUGCGGUCGGAUCCAUUGUGUCCGUACUGCUCGUUUUAUACAUUGAAUUCCGACCACGUACUUACGAACAUUAUACCAAAGUACAAGGAAAAUUGAGUUAAAUAAAAAAGAAAAUUUUGUUGCCUUUAUUGUUACAAACA
Molecule: messenger RNA, 1208 nt
Organism: Bradysia coprophila
Lineage: Eukaryota; Metazoa; Arthropoda; Insecta; Diptera; Sciaridae
Product: metallophosphoesterase 1 homolog
Biological process (GO): GPI anchor biosynthetic process
Molecular function (GO): hydrolase activity
Source: RefSeq, a predicted model, not a curated record